AUGUUUGACUCUCAAAGAAGGGGAUUGCGCGCUCGGCGUCUGCUGCUGUCACUUCUGCUGCUCACAGUCUGGGAAGCUGGGAGCGGCCAGGUCCACUACUCGGUCCAGGAAGAGGCCAAACACGGCACUUUCGUGGGCCGAAUUGCCCAGGACCUAGGGCUGGAGCUGGCAGAGCUGGUGCCGCGCCUUUUCCGGGUGGCGUCCAAAGGCCGCGGGGACCUUCUGGAGGUAAAUCUGCAGAAUGGCAUUUUGUUUGUGAAUUCUCGGAUCGACCGGGAGGAGCUCUGCGGACAGAGCGCAGUGUGCAGCAUCUACCUGGAGGUGAUCGUGGACAGGCCGCUGCAGGUUUUCCAUGUGGAAGUGGAAAUAAGAGAUAUUAACGACAAUCCACCAGUGUUCUUUCUCAGAGAACAAAAGCUGCUGAUUCCUGAAUCUAAGCAACCCGAAUCUAAUUUUCCUCUAGAGGGAGCUUCUGAUGCAGAUAUAGGAGAGAAUGCUCUAUUGACCUACAGACUAAGUCAAAAUGAGUAUUUUUCUUUACAACUACCAACACAUAGUAAGCAGACUAAAAGACUGUCGCUUACAUUAAAGAAAUAUCUGGAUCGAGAGAAAACUCCAGAACUUAAUUUGCUACUGACAGCUGCAGACGGGGGAAAACCAGAGCUCACUGGCACCGUUCAGCUUUUCAUCCACGUCUUGGAUGUUAACGACAAUGAUCCAGAAUUUGAGCAAUCAGAAUACAAGGUGAGAUUGAUGGAAAACGCAGCUAAAGAAACUUUUGUGAUAAAGCUAAACGCCACAGAUCGAGAUGAAGGAGUCAAUGGAGAGGUAACAUACUCCUUGAUGUCAGUUAAACCCAAUGGAAAACUCUUAUUUACACUAGAUGAAAAUAGCGGAGAAGUGAGGGUAAAUGGAACUUUAGAUUAUGAAGAAAACAAGUUUUAUGAAAUUGAAGUACAGGCUACAGAUAAAGGGAAUCCCCCAAUGGCAAGUCACUGUACAGUCUGGGUAGAGAUCUUAGACGCCAAUGACAAUGCCCCUGAAGUCACCUUGACUUCCCUGUCUCUCCCUGUACGAGAGGACACUCAGCCCAGCACGGUCAUUGCGCUGAUCAGUGUAUCCGACCGUGACUCCGGUGCCAACGGACAAGUGAUCUGUUCUCUAACGCCCAACGUACCUUUCAAGGUCGUGUCGACGUUCAAGAAUUACUAUUCGCUGGUGCUGGACAGCGCCCUGGAC
Molecule: messenger RNA, 1239 nt
Organism: Puma concolor (puma)
Lineage: Eukaryota; Metazoa; Chordata; Mammalia; Carnivora; Felidae
Source: RefSeq, a predicted model, not a curated record